Effrenium voratum is the source of this 1905-nucleotide messenger RNA. The record is from the annotation of a GenBank genome assembly. Lineage: Eukaryota; Dinophyceae; Suessiales; Symbiodiniaceae.
AUGGAGGCGCGGUUCCGCAGCGAGGCUUGCGCCCUAGACGAGACGGCUCCUAUGGCCCGGCAUCGCUUCGGGGCUCGGGGCAACGCAUUAUCUUUCCCGCUGCCCUGGGAAGACGUCUUGAAAGCUUUGCAGGGGGAAGGCGACCAGGCGGCGGCGCUGCCGCGCAGCGGCGCAGAACUCGGCCAACUGGUCCGCGUUCUGCUCAAGACCAACAAGAAGGGCAAGACGAGCGACGCGGAGAUCAAGGGCCUCAUCCACCAGGCGAACGUGAGGCGGGAGGUGGUGGUUAACCUCAUCUUGGACAUGAAGCGCCUGGGCCACCCGUCCUUUGCGGGCGUGGAUGAAAAGGGAGUUCGCCUUAGAGUGGACGCGGACGUCGACGACGCCGAGGACAAGCUGCAGCCGCAAAAGGCGGCGACGCCUUGCGACGGGCGGCAGGAAGACGUCGCCGCCGCCGGCGCGACCUUUGCCGCGCAGCGGGCGCGGGCCGUGGUCGCGGAAGGCUGCGCGGGCGAAGACGCCAACAAAGCUGCGGUGGCCGCGCUGCGGAAACUGCGGCGGGACCUAGAGGCGGAGGUCGAGAAGCGAGAGAAGCCCGUCCAAGGGGACUUGACCAAGCUGCGCUUUGCGAACCUGAAGCCCGCCGCCCGCAAGAUCCUGGCGAACGUCGAGGCCCGGGCCAAGAACAUCCCCGGGACCCACGAGGUGCGCAAGACCAUGCACACCGCCCUGAUGCUGCGCCUGGCGCGUGUGCGAGAAGAGGAUCCGGCGCUACUGCGGGAUGGCGCGAAGAAGUUCCAGGCCCGCGGCCUGCCGGCGCUGGACGAAGAGUUCUGCCGGCUGAGCCCCGAGGCCUUGGCGGAGAACCUGCCGAACUACGAGGACAGGCGCGCGCUGCUGGCCAGGGACCCGCUGGCUUGCGCGGAGGGCUUCAGGACGCUGGUGCUCCUGACGCUGCGCCACCUCUUGGGGGUCAGGUUCUGCCCGCGCUGCCUGAACUGCGCGACUUCGGGGCAGCCUUGCAGCGACGCGUUCGGGAGCAACGCCGUGGCCGGCGGCGGCGUGCUGGGCAGAGUUGACGCGGUGUUUGGCUCCAUCGAGUGUCAAAAGAGCGGAGCCCUCCACGCCCACAUGCAAGUGUUCGUCCAGUGCCGCCAUCAGCGCGGGUCGCUGGCCGGCCUCCUUGACUUGGGUAAGCCCGAGCUCCGAACCUUGCUGCAAAGGUAUGCUUCCUACACUGCCCAUGUCCGGCGCUCCGUCUACUGCGACCCGGACGGCUGGGAGCGCGAUCGGGCCGCCGCGGAGGAGGAGUGGCCGAAGUGCGACUGCGCCUUGAUGUUGAGCCGGCCGGCCUACCACGCGAGCCGCCGGCUGCGGCCCGAGGAGUGGACGCGGCGAUACUUGGCGGAGGACGUGGAGCAGCUGCAGCAGCGCAAGCAACAUCAUGUGCAUCUCCCUGCCGGCCCAGGAUCCGACGAGGUGCAAGAGCGGUUUCCCCCGCGACAGCCAGUUGAUUCUGGGCCGAACGGCUCUGGUCUGCCGCGGCUUGGCCGAGCAGCUGGACCUGCCCGUCAAGGGCAAGCGAGUUCUUUGGGCCUGCAGUGGGGCCCGGUCAACGACCCGAACCUCAACGGCAACCACCCGGCGCUGCUGGCGGCGCUGCGCUGCAACGGCGACCUCCAAGUGCCUUAUCGGUUCCCCGUGACGAAGGAGACCCACGACAACGCGCUCUGCCAGGAGGAGACCUGCGUCGGCGACGGCGACGUCAAGCUGCUCGUCCGCCGCCCAAGCUGGCUACGGGCGGGCAACGACCCCACGGCGGCCGAGUCUCUCAAGACGGCGCCCGUCCAGCCCAUCUCCUUGCAGUUCGGCCUCCAACUCCUGGAGGCGGCGGCCGCCGGCGAA